CUCAUGGCGUCUGGCAGCACCACCUCGGGUAGCAAGAGCCACAACGACAAGCCGAAGGAGAAGGGCAUAGAGGACGCGGUCUCCAAGCUCUUGGAAGGCUAUGACUGGACGCUGCUGCCCAUGACGCAGAAGUCGUCUCUGAAGCACCGGGCCCACAUCAAGCGGCCCAUGAACGCCUUCAUGGUGUGGGCGCAGGCAGCCCGCCGCAAGCUCGCUGAUCAGUACCCGCAGCUGCACAACGCUGAGCUCUCUAAGACCCUUGGCAAGGUCUGGAGAGUCUUGAGUGACGAAGAGAAGUUGCCCUUCAUUGAGGAAGCAGAACGUCUACGGUCUCAGCACAAGAAAGAUCAUCCUGAUUAUAAGUACCAGCCACGUCGCCGCAAGCCUCCGAAGAGCCUGUCAAGCCUCAUGGACACGGACCCAGGGGCGCCGCCUCUACCCUACCGCGUCCAGGGAGGACUGAUGGGAGGGGGUGGAGGGUACUGUCCUGGCGUGGGGAUGAGCAUGGCUCUCCCACCCUCCCACGCCCACGCUGCCCCGCCCACGCCGCCCAAGACUCCCCAGCACCAACACAACAUAAGGGUCGGGUCAUCUGGUGGUGGUGGAGGCGGGAUGGGUGAGCCGGUGGGCAGGAGUGACUGCAGCUUCGGCAAGAGCAGCUCCGUCGCCUCUGUCUACUCCAGGGACCACCACAACGCCCAUGUCCACUUCUCCAGCCUCGACGCCACCAAGGCACAGCUCUUCAGUCAGGCUGGGAACAGCAGUAGCGUGGGAGGUAGCAGUAGCAGCAGUCAGUACAUGAGUGACUCUAGCAGCCCGGGUGCCAGGAUGGAGGCAGCCAUGGCCCUCCAGGCAGCAAGGAACAACUUCUCACCACCGUCUUCCUCUGCUCCCUCAUUUUCCCCUCCGAACUCAUCUCCGGGGUCCUCGUCGUCAUCUACCUCUUCUGCAGCCUUCUUCAGGGAUGAUACGACGGCAAACAUGGCAGCCAAUCUCAUGCGACCAGCAUUCGGACAAGAACUUUUUCAGGGCCACAUGUUCGCAGGUUCGGCACAUGCCCAGGGAGCCAUGAACCUGCAGGGAGCUCAGUCCUUCUACCACUAUGGGGCUCAGGGGCUCCACCCAUACUACAUGACUCCAAGAUAACCUUACACGACCCCAGGGUAAACUUUCGUGGCUCCAACAUAUCUUAAAUGCAUCCACAAGACAGUCUCCAAAAAGUCUCCAUGAUGACUUGAUGGUCACAUAGUGAAGGUGAUCUGGACUCAAGAUGGGCAGGUAAUGUCCCAAAUUUAACCCAAGUUGACCUUGGGUAACUUGAGUGUCAAUACAACACCAUAAUGGCCUCAAAAAGAGUCACGGUGUCAAACUAUCAUUGCAACACCACAGAAUCAUCUAUCAUCAUCAUUGGAAGGUAUUUGAAUACCUUUUUAUAAUUACUGUAUAUACCCAUGGGUGUCUUACCUGGUUUUGCUAAGCAAUUGAAUAUUAGAAUGUUAAUGUAGUUUUUAUCCUGUUUCCAGAAGCCUUUUAUUUGUAGAAUUAUGACAGAUAUUAUCUGGAACUUAAUUUUAGGUACAUUUUUACCAGAGAGCUUGUCAAUUUUUCAAUGAUUUCCUUUAGGAAGAGGAGUUGUGUCGAUUAUUUUAUAUAUAAAUUCUCUGGCAAGAACAGGUCAGUGAUAUGGAAAAGGUACACAAGAGUCAGGUACACAACAGUGUGUGUACUGCUACACAGAUACAUAUCUUUACACAGUGUUAUAGAUAUGUAUCUGUUCACAAAGUUUCACAGAGGUCCUUAGCUCUGCUUCUUGAUGGUACAUAGAAAGUGGUCUAGGACUGUAUACAGAACCUUAUUUUUACUAUGGAAAGCAUGUCCAGAAUACAGAAUUCUGAUGUGAUCAAAUCAAAAUAAAAUGCUGGGGAACCCAAACUGAGACUCUUCUCAUUUAAUGAUAUAAAUUUUUAUGAAGACUAAUUGGGAAAAGAUAUUUAAUGACAUGGAAACAAUUACUGUAGUACUGUAUCUAGAAAUCAAUUGCUAAAUAUGUUGCUAUUGUAGUACAAGUAGGUUGACUAGUAUUGGUGGCCCAUGAAACACUACCCCCCCCCCUUCUCUAUUAUACAAACUACAUUCUUACUAGAGCACCACUAAUAAGGUCAGGUCUGCCACACACGCGUACACUGCAUAUCGUUAAAUGCAGAGCAACAGUCGAACCUAGCUCCACCGAUGACACAACUUCUAAUCACCAUAACAAAAAAUUAAUAAUUUUUUCUUUGCUACAUUGUUUUUUACGAAUGAUGUCUUUAUUGCAUACAUAGCUUCUUGGUUUUCAUUUAGGAUUGUGGUUAGUUAUGUAAAACUAAAUGUUAAUAAGGCAUUGGCAUUAAUUUUUACAUGUUUAAUAAAAAAUAUAAUUUAGUUAUGAAAUACAUAAUUUUAUUUAAACUGAAAAUAGUUAUACUGCUAUACAUUUACUAUUGCACCUCCACCGUGCUCUGGGAAGAGCACAUACAUAAUGGUCUAGUACGUGGCCAGGCCAGAGAACCCUCGGCCAGGCAUGUAAUAUUGACAAAAAAUAGAUGAGGAAUUAGGUAUGGGAAUAGCUUAGUCAUUCAAUGGAAGUUUAAAUUGGUUUAAUUAUCUGAAGCAAAUAAAACUGUGAAAUUGA
Molecule: messenger RNA, 2671 nt
Organism: Procambarus clarkii (red swamp crayfish)
Lineage: Eukaryota; Metazoa; Arthropoda; Malacostraca; Decapoda; Cambaridae
Source: RefSeq, a predicted model, not a curated record